Molecule: messenger RNA, 540 nt
Organism: Peronospora matthiolae
Lineage: Eukaryota; Oomycota; Peronosporomycetes; Peronosporales; Peronosporaceae
Source: the annotation of a GenBank genome assembly
AUGGACGUGCAAAUGGAAGACCGCAGUGGCGGCAAUGCGUCGCAUGAGGAGAAGUUCCGCGUGUACAAUAGUGCACUCCAGCACGCAGCAACGUGCGGUGAGUCCAAGUGCGAGGCGCUCAGCGGUCGCUGUCACAAGGUCAAGGCCAGUAUCGACCACUUUGUGCGGUGUUAUGGCCCCCGACGCAAGGUUUCUCCUAUCGAGAGCUGUGCUAUGUGUUCCAAAAUUUGGGGCCUGCUCUGUUUUCAUGCGAAAACGUGUGAGGUGCCUCUGGGCCAACGCUGUGCCGUGUCACAGUGUGACUAUUUACGGGACAAAAUCGCUCGUAAACGCGAGAGCGACCGACGGGAGCUGCAGGAAGCCAAGGCCAAGGUCCAAAUCAAGUUUGAAGAGUGGCCAGUGGAGAGACGGAUUGCACAGGUGGAAGCCGAUCGACAGCAAGUUUUGCAGCUUAUUGCGGAUAUUCGAGCGGGGAAAGCGCGUCAGCUGCAACAAAUGCAAGUUCAACAGCAGCAGCGGCCGAUGAUGUCCAGGAGCUGA